Messenger RNA from Puntigrus tetrazona (Sumatra barb), 1246 nucleotides. RefSeq names its product B- and T-lymphocyte attenuator-like. The coding region runs from base 155 to 1111 and encodes 318 amino acids. The transcript is spliced from 7 exons. Gene Ontology annotation, cellular component: plasma membrane. Gene Ontology annotation, biological process: immune response-regulating cell surface receptor signaling pathway. Lineage: Eukaryota; Metazoa; Chordata; Actinopteri; Cypriniformes; Cyprinidae. The record is from RefSeq and is a predicted model, not a curated record. Gene Ontology annotation, molecular function: signaling receptor activity.
ACAACCUGAAACCACUACAAGCACGCUAGAUGAGGUUUGACACUGCCGUUGAUGAAAAAAGGCAAACCAAAAAGAACAACCAUCAAAAAACGGACACAAAGACGACUGAGAAAUACGAAGAGAUGCUGAGAAACAACACAGGUGAAAAGAACUCAUGAUCAAAGAAGGUGAAGAUAAAAAAAGGUACAAGAAAAGAGAAACCAAACAAAAAAUGAUCACCUGUAAUCUUGCUGUUUCUCUCCUACUGCUGUCACUUAGUGUCAGCGGCACCAUAAAUGGGUCUGAGAUGCCUUGUAUUCCGCUGGUCAGAGUGGCACGAAACACAGUGUUUCUAGCUCCUGUUACGAGCGAGUUGAAGAUAAACUGUUCUAUAACUCUACACGGAUGUCACAGGAACCCAAGAGUCUCAUGGUGCAAAAUCUACGGACAUAACUGUAACCCUUUAAAUUACUCAGAUAACAUAAGAACCGAGUGGAAGAACCUCACAGAACAUGAAGGGAUGGCUUUCCUGGUUUUCUUAAACAUCUCAAUGAAGGAUACUGGUCUCUACAGAUGUAAAGAAGGCGAGAUGUCUAUAAGUCAUGCUAUGAAUGUGACUGUGACAUAUAAUAAAGAGGAUAUGUUCUCACACAAUCAAGGCAACACAAGUGACCUGAGUUUAGGUUCAGCUGUUGAUCUGCAGUGGCUCUUGCCGUAUGUGUACAUCUGCAGUGGAAUAGCAGGGCUGGUGGUGACAGUUAUCACUGUAACACUGUUUAUAGUCAGACGUCAAGGGACAAAAUCAACAAGAAAAGAUAUGACUGUUAAAAACCAGUACAUGGAAACACAAAGAAGUGAACUGCCUCCUCUUCCUUAUCCCAGCACCCGUUCCUCCUCUGAUCAGCUGACCUCUGCUUCAUAUCGUGGCUGUGAAACUCUACCUGUCAGAGGAGCGCCAUCAGCUCAAAGAGUUUCUGAUGGUAGACACAACACCGCCGGCGCAGAAAGAGGAGAAGAAGAGAACGCUUUGGUCUAUGCUUCUUUGAAUCACCAGGCUAUGUCAAGAGGGCAGAGAAGAACAGCACGGCAUGAACCUGAACCUUCAGAAUAUGCCGCAAUCCGGUUCCGGUGAUUCAGUUAAUCAUUUAUUAGUUUGUUUAUUAAUUUUAAAAUAAUACUGAGAAAUGACCAGUGAGAAAAUCAAUCAAUCAAUCAAUCAUUUUUAUUUAUAUAGCGCUUUUAACAACACAGGUUGCAUCAAAGCACU